Babjeviella inositovora NRRL Y-12698 is the source of this 2086-nucleotide messenger RNA. Its product is annotated as TFIIH/NER complex subunit. The coding region runs from base 83 to 1588 and encodes 501 amino acids. Gene Ontology annotation, cellular component: transcription factor TFIIH core complex; transcription factor TFIIH holo complex. Gene Ontology annotation, molecular function: ATPase activator activity; double-stranded DNA binding. NCBI's taxonomy places the organism in Eukaryota, Fungi, Ascomycota, Pichiomycetes, Serinales. The record is from RefSeq and is a predicted model, not a curated record. The transcript has a single exon. Gene Ontology annotation, biological process: nucleotide-excision repair.
AUCCUGCACCCCUAUGAAAAGUGCCUUUCUGAGCUUUAUCAAAUCAGAGUCCCCUUUACUAUCACACGCUUGACCCCCAUCCAUGUCUUCCGCACAGUUCAAGUCGAACGUCAAUGAGUAUCUUGAAGGACUUCCUGAGACGGUCCACUCGCGGUUGUACCGUUCACCUGCAACGUGCCUCGCGAUCUACCGACUCAUCCCGCCGAUGGCGAAAUUCUACAUCAUGUCGAUGGUGUUCAACGAAAAGCCGGUACUUCUCCGUGACCUUGACAAGUGGAUCAAGCCACACGGACGGCGCCACCAGGUUGAGUCGUUAAAGCGUAUCCGCGCGUUGCAUAUUGUGAAGGACGAGCACAACGGCUUAGUGCUCUCGCUAAAUCCGAUUUUCCGGACAAGUUUCCGAAACGCGCUUACGGGCGGGGAGACAAACAAUGCGUUCGGGGUGGCGUGCGAUACUGAAGAUAACCACCAGGUGGAUUUACCGUUUUUGGACACAUAUGCGGCCAAUAAGUGGGAGACAAUUUUGCACUACAUGGUCGGAACCGAGUUGAACGAGCUCCCGAGCGACGGGGUGUUGCAGUUGCUCAAACAUGCAGGGCUAAUGGAGGGGCGUGCGGGCGCCAUGUCCAUCACGAAAGAGGGCUUCCAGUUCCUCCUCCAAGACGUGAAUGCUCAGAUCUGGACGUUGUUGUUGCAGUAUCUCAGAGUGGCGGAGUCGUUGCAGAUGGAUCCUGUGGACGUGUUGAACUUCAUCUUCAUGUUGGGGUCGCUUGAGUUGGGCCGUGACUACUCUCUCUCCGCAUUGAGCGAGACCCAGAUCAAGAUGCUCGAGGACUUGCGCGACUACGGCUUGGUGUACCAACGCAAGUCGACGUCGCGGAGGUUCUACCCGACACGGCUCGCGACAACCUUGACCUCUGAGUCUAUGGCGAUGAAAACGCCGGCUGCCGCGAUGAAGGAGGCCUUAAAGGAGGAGGAUGCUGAGCCGGAUAAGGUGAAUAUCCUUUCUUCGACCGCAGACGGCUCGGUUAUCAUUGAGACAAAUUUCAAGUUGUACGCGUACACAACCUCGCCGUUGCUGAUUGCUAUUCUUAACUUGUUUGUGCACCUUAAGACACGGUUUGCCAACAUGAUCUGUGGCCAGUUGACCCGCGAGUCGGUCCGCCAUGCAUUAUACAACGGCAUCACUGCCGAGCAGAUCAUUCUGUUCCUAGAGAACCACGCGCAUCCGCGGAUGCGUCGCCUCGGGGAGGAAAAGUUGAACAAGCGGCUCGAGUUCGACCGCAACAAUAACAUCAAGCCCGCUGCUGGCGCGGCCAUGGACGAAUAUCGUCUUGAAAUCCUCCCUCCUACUGUGGUGGACCAGAUUAAGUUGUGGCAGUUAGAGAUGGACCGCAUCCAAACCUGGGACGGUUACUGUUUUAGCGACUUUAGUAACGUCCAGGAAUUUGAGUUAUUGAAUGCGUACGCUGAAGAGAUCGGGGUCUUGCUCUGGAGCGACAAAAACAAGAAGAAGUUCUUCAUCACCAAGGAAGGCAGGCAGCAGGUCGUAGAGUACGCGAACAGAAAGUUGAGAAAGAAGAGGUAGGCCACGCAAAGGCUUGGGUAAGAGCUGAGAUGGGUAGAUGGAAUAAAACGCAUUAAUAAUCCAUCAUUUACGUUUGUUCAGCAGAUGUCUUUCCCUCUCGGGUAUCUCCCUAUACACUUUUACCGAACUUUGAUAGGCCAUUGGCAGAGAUUUAUGGUGACAGCUAUUACCAUACUAUAUAACUGGUAUAGACAUUUACUAUGUGAACUGGAAAUAGCAGCCGCAUAGCUUGAAUUUUAUGGAACGAACCCCGUGAUUUUAACUAUUUUUUCACGGCUUGGUUAUGAAAACUAGGAUGUUAACUGGAAGAUUGGAGCGUUUGCGUAUUUGUCUCAAGUAUUGUGUACUAUUCAGACUGGUCUGACGAUAAUCUGUUGAAGUUGUCAUAACCUCACACCAGACUAGGUUUAAUAUAACUGGGAGAUAUAUAUAUUUAAACCAGGAGAAAAGAUACCGACGUAAACAGUGCAUUUAAACUAUGCUACUUGCGCUUGGUGC